Messenger RNA from Sphaeramia orbicularis (orbiculate cardinalfish), 781 nucleotides. RefSeq names its product interleukin-1 receptor-associated kinase 1 binding protein 1 (gene irak1bp1). The transcript has 4 exons. Gene Ontology annotation, biological process: positive regulation of canonical NF-kappaB signal transduction; immune response. Bases 22 to 750 code for a protein of 242 amino acids. The record is from RefSeq and is a predicted model, not a curated record. NCBI's taxonomy places the organism in Eukaryota, Metazoa, Chordata, Actinopteri, Kurtiformes, Apogonidae.
AGUUGGUUUGUAUCCUCCAUCAUGGACAGCCCGACCCGCGUAUUCGCUUCUAUUCAACCGGUUUCUGGUCGAGAGUUUACCGGUAAUGAAAAAACGGAUAAACGGCAGACUCCCGGUACCAGGGGCAGGGAGAUCCAGGUGACCGGGACGGCAGAGGUUUGUUACCCGGCAGACCGUGCGUCGGUGCGGGUCAGUGUUGGCAACAGUAAAGAGUCAGUCAACGAAGUGACCAACAGCGUUUCACGGAGACUCGACUAUAUUUUACAGUGUCUCAGACAACAUGGCGUAAAGGAUGAAGACACCUCAGUGAGGAGGUUUCUCCAAAGAGAAGCAGACGUGUAUCUCAUGGAUGCUGAGGUGGUGGUCACCUUCUCUGAUUUUGAGAAGAUGGAGACGGUAUGCAGCAUCCUCCUGGAGAAGCUGGACAAGAGCGUCUGUGUGGGAGCGCCACGUUUUUACCACAGCGCUGAAUGCCUCGGUCGACUCAGGCGGCGUGCGUGCGUCUCAGCUGUUGAAAAUGCUCAGCAGAAGGCCAACGACGCGAGUCAACUCCUGGGACAAACUCUGGGACCCCCUCAGCUGAUCACAGAGGAGGAAACAAGGGAGUCAAAGAACGAGGAUGAGGAGGACAGAGGACGAGGACAGGCAACCGCAUCCAUUUCUCAUCUUCCUUUUAUACCCACGAUUACCGCCGUGUCCCGGGUGUCUGUGUCCUUCAGCCUUAGAGACGGGAGCAGGAAAAAACUCUAAAGACAUGUACGAAUAACUCACGAGGCCAAAA